AGGGUAACCACUUCCAGUAUUUGGUCUAAAAUGAGGCUUCCCAUGAAUAAGGUUGGUUGGUCUUUAAAUUUGCUUUCUCCUAAUUUACUAAUAACUCCUUCUCCAUACAUUGAGGACAUUACUGAUGACUAUUCUAAAUAUCUUAAGAAGAAAGAAGAGUUUCAAGAAGAAUUGGAGAGAUUAAAGUUCAAAGAUAAUCAAGCAGAAUUAACUACAAAACAAAAAUCAAUUCAAAUUGAAGAAAAUAUCACAAUCAU
Racocetra persica is the source of this 257-nucleotide messenger RNA. The record is from the annotation of a GenBank genome assembly. Lineage: Eukaryota; Fungi; Glomeromycota; Glomeromycetes; Diversisporales; Gigasporaceae.